GCGCCAUAUAUAUACACACAAACAACGUACAAGACUCAACCACUCCCUCUUUUAUAUACCUUGGCACUACCAAGCCAGCCCCUGUAAACAACCAAAGCCAAAAGAGGCGGCUUGCCCGGCCUGCCCGUCGCCUUGGCCCUUGGUGCCGCGCGCCAUGGCCGGCACCAAGAGCAAAUCGUCCACCAAGGCCGGCUCGCCGCUCCUCGGCAAGUACGAGCUCGGCCACCUCCUCGGCCGGGGCAACUUCGCCAAGGUAUACCACGCGCGCUGCCUCGCCGGUGGCGACCCCGUGGCCGUGAAGGUGCUGGACAAGCCGGAGCUGUCCGCCACGGGCAUGGCGGCGCGGCUCCUGCGCGAGGUCUCCGCCAUGCGGCGCCUGAGCCACCCCAACGUGCUCCGCCUCCACGAGGUGCUGGCCACGCGGUCCAAGGUGUACCUCGUCAUGGAGCUGGCCCCGGGCGGGGACCUACUGUCCCGCCUCGCCUCCCUGCCGUCGCGGAGGCUCCCCGAGCACGCGGCGCGGCGCGUGUUCCUGCAGCUGGCGUCGGCGCUCAUCUACAGCCACGCGCGCGGGGUGUUCCACCGCGACGUGAAGCCGCAGAACGUGCUCCUGGACGCCGACGGCAACCUCAAGGUGUCCGACUUCGGCCUCGCCGCGCUCCCGGACUCGCUCCGCGACGACGGCCACCUGCACACGGCGUGCGGCACCCCGGCGUUCGCGGCGCCCGAGGUGCUCCGCCGCAAGGCCUACGACGGCGCCAAGGCCGACGCGUGGUCCUGCGGCGUCAUCCUCUUCGUCCUCCUCGCGGGCCACCUCCCCUUCGACGACGCCAACAUCGCCGACAUGUGCCGCAAGGCGCACCGCCGGGAGUACACGGUGCCACGCUGGGUGUCGCAGCCGGCGCGCCGACUCGUGGCGCGCCUGCUGGACCCGAACCCGGCGACGCGCCUCGCCGUCGCGGAGCUGGCCAGCCACCCCUGGUUCAAGCGCUCGCUCAGCGUGGACUCCCAGCUCGGGGGCCUGCUGGGCGGCCAGGCGGAGCGCGAGCUGGCGUUCCAGGCCCCGCCGGCGCUCAACGCCUUCGACAUCAUCUCCAUGUCCCCCGGGCUCGACCUGUCGGGGCUGUUCGGCGAGAGCAGGCGCAGCCGCGAGAAGCGGUUCAUGACCACGGCGUCGCCCGAGCAGACGGUGGAGCGGCUCGGGCACGCCGGCGCCAAGCUCGGCUACUUCAUGGUGGGGAAGAAGGGAGUGGAGCGCCUGCCGCUGGGCGGCCUGUCGGGUCUCGUGGCCAUGUCCAUGGAGAUGUCGGAGGUGUCGCACGAGCUGAUGCUAGUGGAGCUGAGGCUGGAGGGCGGCGACGGCGACGAGGCCGAUGCGUUCGGGUGGGAGGAGCUCCGGGUGGAGCUGGGCGACGUCGUGACAGCAUGGCACGUGUGCGAAGAAGCCGCGCGGCCCAGGAGCGGGGCGGGCUCCCGGGGAGGCGGCGCGCUCGGGUGCAAGUGCCUCUUCGGGCUCGGGGUGCCGGAGCUCGCCGUCAUCGCCGGCGUCGCCGCGCUCGUGUUCGGGCCCAAGCAGCUCCCCGAGAUCGGCCGCAGCAUCGGAAAGACCGUCAAGAGCUUCCAGCAGGCGGCUAAGGAGUUUGAGUCUGAACUGAAGAAAGAGCCUGGGGAAGGGGACGAUCAACCCCCACCUGCGACCCCCGCGGCGGUAAGUGGUGGGGAGGAGAAGAAGGGGCUUGAGGCAUCAAGCAGCAAGGAGAGCACGUGAGGAUCCAUCAAGUGUUGUGAGUUAGUGCUGUUUAUGUAAAACUGUAUUCUGGACUUCUGGAGUUAGCAUCAAAUUCCUGUCCUUUUAUUUUGACAACCUCACGGUUUCAGGCCAUUGUAGCAAUAUUGUUUCUAGUUUGUACCCGGGAAUAUGAAUAACACCUUGCUGUGUUCAGUUAUGAGGCUGUUAUAUAUUAUUUUUCUCUCUUCUUAAACAA
Molecule: messenger RNA, 1985 nt
Organism: Sorghum bicolor (sorghum)
Lineage: Eukaryota; Viridiplantae; Streptophyta; Magnoliopsida; Poales; Poaceae
Product: CBL-interacting protein kinase 7
Exons: 3
Coding region: 155-1768 (537 amino acids)
Biological process (GO): protein transport by the Tat complex; protein phosphorylation; signal transduction
Cellular component (GO): membrane
Molecular function (GO): ATP binding; protein kinase activity
Source: RefSeq, a predicted model, not a curated record